Messenger RNA from Sebastes umbrosus (honeycomb rockfish), 2589 nucleotides. It is a transcript of the gene gipc2, whose product is annotated as GIPC PDZ domain containing family, member 2. Bases 392 to 1384 code for a protein of 330 amino acids. The record is from RefSeq and is a predicted model, not a curated record. Lineage: Eukaryota; Metazoa; Chordata; Actinopteri; Perciformes; Sebastidae. Gene Ontology annotation, molecular function: protein binding. The transcript has 6 exons.
AGAGUACAGGUGCACUGGGACUGAGCCCCGCUGCGCAUGCGCCCCGCUGACAUACAGACAGACAGACAGAGCAGCUAUUGUUAGCCUUCAGGACCGGAGCAGCCAGCAGGUUGUGUCAGAGUUUAUCAGCACUCACCACAACCUACCUGUUGAAUAUUCACACCAGUUAUUCAGCAAGCGAGAGCCACUGUCGAAGAAACACAUCCAGGCUGUGAGGCAGGUGAGGAAGAGGAAAAGUGUUGCCGCGGAAGGAAGGAAGGAAGGAAGGAAGGAAAGAAGGAAGCAAACGCGACCGUUGGGAUUAGAACUCAACAGGUUACUUCAAUGCUCUAACAGAAGCUCGGACUUUAUACUUUCCAACGUCGACAAACAAGCGAAAACUACCACAAACAUGCCGCUGGGACCGUGGAGGAAGAAAAAGCAGUCGACGAAGGAGCAUCUGGUGGACAACGAGGAGGGCGGCGGACACGCAGGUGCCACCGGGAGCUUGUCUAAUAAGUCCUCCGUGAACGGAGCCGGGCUGCCGCCGCCGCCCGCCAACCUGCGGCCCAAACUGGUGUUCCACACGCAGCUGGCUCACGGGAGUCCCACCGGCAGGAUCGAGGGCUUCUCCAACGUCAAGGAGCUUUACGGGAAGAUAGCAGAGGCGUUUAACAUCAGCCCACCUGAGAUCCUGUUCUGCACCCUCAACACCCACAAGAUCGACAUGGACAAGCUGCUAGGGGGACAGAUCGGUCUCGAGGAUUUUAUCUUUGCCCACAUUAGAGGGAUCAAGAAGGAGGUGGAGAUUCAUAAAACUGAAGAUGCCCUUGGCCUCACCAUCACCGACAACGGAGCGGGAUACGCUUUCAUAAAGCGCAUCAAAGAGGGCAGCGUCGUGUACGGGGUGAAGGUGAUCUGUGUGGGCGACCACGUGGAGUGCAUCAACGGACGUAACAUCGUCGGGACGCGGCACUAUGAGGUCGCCCGCAUGCUUAAAGAGCUGCCCAAAGACAAGGCCUUCACCCUAAAACUGGUGGAGCCGAUGAAGGCCUUUGAAAUGCUUGAGCCCAGGUCAAAGGGUGCCAAACCUGCCAGUGACAACAAGAUCGGCACAGGGAGAGGGACUCUGAGACUUCGCUCCAAGGGCCCAGCUACUGUAGAGGAGGAGCCAACAGAAUUUGAGGAGAAGGCAGUAAAGAAAGUGGAUGACCUCCUAGAGAGCUACAUGGGCAUCAGAGACACUGAACUAGCCGCUACGAUGGUCGAGGUCGGCCGUGACAAGAAGAACCCGGAUGAAUUCGCCAUGGCGUUAGACGAGACCCUCGGCGACUUCGCCUUUCCAGAUGAGUUUGUCUUCGACGUCUGGGGGGCCAUCGGAGACGCCAAGCAGGGAAGAUUUUAAGUUUGCUCCUGCCUCCCCGUCCCCAAACACACACAUACACACACACACUCCCUCCUUCCCCAACUCUUAAUAUCCUCAGAAGCAAACUGGACAAACUUCAACCAGCACAAAUGGGGGGGGUGGAUGAAGUGUUCUUGCCACCACUUAGGUGCAACUUUGCACUUGGAUGGAGUGUCUUAGAGCGUCAGUCAGGUCGGUUUGUCAUCUUGUAAAGAUAUCCAUGAGAUGCAGUUUCCAACACUGGACCUCCUGCAUGCUGAAGAGCUGGUGAUUAAUUCCAUUUGUACACCUCCCCCUAGAGACAUGCUGCAUCUUAAAAGCUCCUGCUGCUGUUCUUCAUAGUCCACAGUGGUCUAUUACACUGGUUAUGAAAUGGUAUGUGCACAACUUAAAUCUUAAAACAAUCGCUCAGUUUUAAUCACACUUUAUAGCUGUGUCAAUUUUGAAUAUACAGAUGUAUCACACAGCUUUUUAUAGACUUUUUAUAUGUGAAAAUGUUGCUGAUUUUAUAGCAGCAGCAUUGUGUAAUUAGUGUAAUUAUAGUGAUUGUAGCAAUAUUUCUCUCUCUCUCUCUCGAGCAACCUUUUUUUAUUUCACUCCCGUCUUUUAAAAAAAUGACCUCACAGUGAAGAAAUGUUGACGCUUCGGGCAUGCUCACUUUGUUGAUGUUCGUUUACUUUGUGAUUUUCUUACAACUCCUCUCUGUGCCCUUACACACCUCGACUAGAGCCCUUCGUCGUCCGUCUGUCAAGAGACUGAGCAAUACAUCUUUUAAAUGCCUUUAGCCAAGUUUGACGACACAUUCCUCACGUUGUCUUAGUCUGUUAGAAAAUUGUUAACAUGUCAUGAAAUGAGGCUUAUUUAGAGAUGCACGCUUAUUUUUUUUUUUCCCUUUAAUUUAUUUUAUCAUGAAAAAUCAAAUGCUGCAAGACAUUUUUACACUGAGACAUGGCUCGGUAUGAAAGAGAGUUCUUUCUUAAAUAAGCCAUUUUAUCUGGAAUGGGAUCAAUUGCAAUCCAAUGUCUUAAAUAAAUGCACUCGCAUUGAUGUAACUGCACUAUUUAAAUCACUGUCAAACUGAAUUUAAAUAGUGACUUGAUUAGUGUCAUCUACUGAUGUUAACUGUUGACAGCAGUAGCAUGUUGUUUGACAAACCAUAAGGGAUCACUAUUGUUGGAUAGACAAUAAAAUUUGAUAUACUGUUA